AUGGCCCUCAACGCAACCCGCCGCUUCUUCACCGGCUUUACGGCAGCCCUCGCAGCCUCCGAUCGAACUAACAAGCGCGCUACAGCUGUUCCGACUCGAGAGCAGCUUUGUGUUGGCUUCAACGACAUUGAAGCUUGUCAGCGCAAGACCAAGGCCUGCAGCAAAGAGUUGCGAGCCAAAGGUGUCUUUAGCUGCGCAGAUGUCUCCAAGUGUGUUGCGAAAAAAAGAUUCGGUGGCUGCACAGCUAAAAAGUACGACUUUGAAGGCAGAUAUUCGCGUCGACACGACCCGUUAGGUGUCGUCGACGUCGAAGGCUCAUCCGAUUAA
Molecule: messenger RNA, 327 nt
Organism: Beauveria bassiana ARSEF 2860
Lineage: Eukaryota; Fungi; Ascomycota; Sordariomycetes; Hypocreales; Cordycipitaceae
Exons: 1
Coding region: 1-327 (108 amino acids)
Source: RefSeq, a predicted model, not a curated record